Molecule: messenger RNA, 3660 nt
Organism: Rhea pennata
Lineage: Eukaryota; Metazoa; Chordata; Aves; Rheiformes; Rheidae
Gene: OSGEPL1
Product: O-sialoglycoprotein endopeptidase like 1
Exons: 7
Coding region: 564-1799 (411 amino acids)
Biological process (GO): tRNA threonylcarbamoyladenosine modification
Cellular component (GO): mitochondrion
Source: RefSeq, a predicted model, not a curated record
UUCCGCUGGGCGCGGGGCAGCGGGCGGGAGCGAGGAAGCUGCGGUCCAUUUAAAAACCCAGACUUCUAGAGAAUUAAAUACGCGUAUGGCAUAUUUUACCUAAACAUUGCAAAUUCAUUACCUGUCAUAGAUCUGAAAGAGAGUGUGCCUGACAGUCCCUCAGUAAUAGUUAAGCGAGUAGGCAGAGAAAACUGGGGCGGCCCCCGCUUCGCGGCGCUGGACCGCCAGCUGUGUCCGGCUCCGUCACCGAGACACCGCCGUACGCGGGGGUCUGCUGGGAGGAGGUGAGAGAAGAUGGGAGAGGGUAGCAGCCAGCAAAAUGCAGCUGGGGUUUUUAUCACCUCUGUGCUGCUGGAUGCAACAAAUGAAUAGUAUGUAAACCACCUUUAAAGUAAUGGAGUAAAGGAAUUCUCGGUAAAUUGCAGUCUGGGUGGAUAUUGCUCAUAUCUCAGUGAUCGCUGGUUACUGGCCUUGGUCAAAAGACCUUUGUAAAACACGAACUCUGAAGAGAUGGUCUCUGUGCAGUUCCUUUCUAGAUGUAACUACAAGACAGAUUUUUGACAAUGAACAGCAUCACCAAAAGCCUUUUGAAAUCAAUUAAACAUGGCCAGGCUGCGUGGCUAAGAAGCAACUCUACUCACUUGGGAAAACCGUGUCUUCCAAAACUAGUUCUGGGAAUAGAAACAAGCUGCGAUGAUACUGGUGCUGCUGUGGUGGAUGAUGCUGGCAAUAUUCUAGGAGAAGCACUGCACUGUCAGAAGGAAGUCCAUUUGAAAACAGGUGGGAUAAUUCCUCUGGUGGCACAGCAACUUCACAGAGAAAACAUUGAGCAAAUAGUAAAAGAAGCGCUUAGCAUCAGCGGAGUUUCUGUAAAUGAACUUGCUGCUAUUGCAACUACAGUAAAACCAGGACUUGCGUUAAGUCUUGGAGUGGGACUGAAAUACAGCUUAAAAUUGGUGAACGAGUAUAAGAAGCCUUUCAUACCCAUUCAUCACAUGGAGGCUCACGCACUUACCAUUAGACUGACAAAUCAAGUGGAAUUUCCUUUCUUAGUUCUUUUGCUGUCUGGAGGUCACUGCAUUUUGGCAGUAGCACAAGGAGUUUCAGAUUUCCUUCUGCUUGGACAGUCAAUAGAUAUAGCACCAGGUGACAUGUUGGACAAGGUGGCAAGAAGGCUCUCCUUAAGCAAACACCCAGAGUGCCACAGCAUGGCUGGGGGGAAGGCUAUAGAGCACUUGGCUCAGACUGGAAACCGGCAGCGUUAUGCAUUCAGAGUUCCCAUGCAACAUCACCGUAACUGUGAUUUUUCUUUCUCUGGACUUCAGAAUCUUGUAAAUAAAGUAAUUAUACAAAAAGAAAAAGAAGAAGGUCUUCAGGAAGGAGAGCUGCUGUCUUGUGUUAAAGAUAUUGCUGCUGCUGCACAGCACGCAGUGGCUGUUCAUAUUAUCAAGCGGACGUAUCGAGCCAUGCUGUUCUGCAUAAAACAUAGCAUAUUAUCACCAAAAAAUGCAACUUUGGUUGUGUCAGGAGGAGUUGCAAGUAAUCAGUAUAUCCGAAAAGGUCUGCAGAUUUUGGCGGAUGCAAAUGGUUUUGCUUUUCUGUGUCCUCCUCCAAGACUCUGCACUGAUAAUGGUGUCAUGAUUGCAUGGAAUGGCAUUGAAAGGUUACGUGCAGGACUUGGUGUUUUACACUGUACUGAUGGCAUCCGCUAUGAAGCAAACGCUGCCCUUGGCAUUGAUAUCUCAAAAAGAGUUGAAGAAGAUUCCAUCAAGGUGCCAAGACUAAAAAUGAAGAUUUGAUGGUUGGCAUCAAGUUUAGUAGUAACUAAAUAAAUCUAAUUACAAAUUCUUUAGUAAGAACUGUUUGAUUGCUGUUACAUUUACUAUCAAUACUUGGUUUACAGUUGUUAAAAUCACGUCAUAGAAAUAAAUGCUAUAUAAUAUCACCAAAAUGUUUCAAGGUGCAGUUCCACAAAUGCAUAGGUUCUAGGUAUCAAAACAUGAAAUUAAAAAAGCAUUUUCUAAUUAAUAUAAAUUUACACUAAUCAAAAUGUCUUAGUGGUUUAUACUUACUUGUACAUUUAUCAUUCACAUUAUACAUAAAAAAAAUCAUACCUUCUGUGAUUAAAAAGCUAGAGAAAGUAAAUAAGAGCAAGGAUAGAUUUUCAUAAAGGUCCCAAUGUUUUGGCUUUGCAAAUACAGUUGAAUUCCAACAGUACCUACUUUUCUUCUCAUUUAAGAAGGCCUUUCUAGUUAAACACAGCCUUAGAAUUUUGGAGUACAUGGCUACUAAUGCUGUUUAAUUUCCUCCUUUUCUAAAGCAGCUAACUAUUAACACUGUAAAUGGGGAUAUCAGGGUGCAAGUUUUGUGUUUUGAUGUGAAUAAUGGGUUACUGUUAUCGUGCCUUUUGACAAUCACUAGUAGAUACAUUAUUCAUUGCACUGGUGAUUACUGGAACAUGUAUUAAGCACCUCUUAGUUCUAGAUGACAAUUAACAAAAUGUUUUAAUAUUUAACACAUUUUUAAAGUUACCUCUAUUUAAAUAUAACAAAAAUAAUUGGGAUAUCUGAGACAGACAGAAGAUGAAGUUUUUCUGUGGUAAAGGUGGCAAUGUUUGGACCAGAUUGUUUUUUUCUUUUCUUUUUUUGAGCUUCAGUGCAAGAUUUAACACAAAUUAACAAGUUACAUGCAUUAAUUUUACCAGUAUUUUUUUGAAGAAGGUAAGAUCCCUCAUUAAACAGAAGGUGGUAUUUGAAGAAUACUUACUCAGUUUUCACAGUUUGUAGCAGUGUUCUAGGAGGCAUAUUUUUGUAUAGUUUUAUGGGAUUUUAACUAUAAUAGCUGCUGUGAUCUAAGGUGUCUGUAAACGUUUACAUAUUUGCCAUAAAAUAGGUUCAGACACUCUCCUAGGUUAUUUCCCUAAUUUCUCCAUAUGAAAUGUUCAGAGACCUCUUUUAGAGGGAUAGAGUGCACUGCUUGAUUUAAGCUUCUACUUAAACUCUCUAAACCUGUUAAGUCCUCUUUGACUACUUCACAGUUGUAGAUUUUAAUGCAUUUAUUCUUUAGCACUGUAGCUCUUUUUAAUGUAUUCACAGAGAGUCUUCCUCGAUCUAAUACAGUCUCAAGAACUGAGAUUUCACAAAACACGUUUUGUGAAAUAACUGAUACAAGAAGCUUUGUAAAUACAAGUAACAGAACAUUGCAUAAUUAUAUUAAGAGCUUUUCAACUCCAUCAUUGACACAGGACUUAAACUUUUCUCCUGGUACAGUGGCUGAAAUCUUACUAAGGUUAACAAUUCUUGGUCUUGAAACUUUUGUGAUGUCUGAAGAAACUGCAUAUGUAAAUGAAUAUAUUCUAGAAGUUUGUCUACGGAACAUAUUUGCUCUUCUGAGUUUUCCCCUUAGGUGAACAGGGGUAGAUAUCAAAAGCAGUGAAUCCUUAGGUUGACACUUAGCCCAGGGAUGUCUUCCUGUACAACUCCACAGCCUCUCUGAAAAAUAUAGUAAAUUAUUUUGUUAGAAUUUGUGUCAUAUGUAAUAGAUCGCAACUGUGUUCUGAACAGCAAAAGCUACAAGUUUGAGACUUCUUGGAAAAAAACCCCCACAAACGACUUCAAACUAAAGUUGUGUAUGACCUAAAUAAAGUAUUUUACAUCUGCA